UUUCGAAGUGUUUCUGACUUCACUAUCACAACCACAACCGGCGACCAACUUUCAUCAUGUCCACCUCCGACAAACGUCGGCAAGAAAUCGAAGCUAAACGGGCGAAGCUUGCAGAACUCAGAAAGGCCAGACUAGAGAGGCAAAGUGCAGAUCCUAAUCGAAGACCUUCAGAUCAAAGCACAACACCCCCCACGCCCAAAAGAUCAAACGAUAUAGAUGACUUUGUCAAAUCCUUAUUACGAGAACCCAGAGGAGUGGACAGCGGUGGUGAUUUAACACCUUCGUCCUCGGUUCCUGGUACACCUUCUAUAGUACAACAUGGCCUGCCGAAUCUUUCUUCUGGAAGAGCGAGUAGACAGUCAGAUCGAAUGAGUCUUGGAACAACGUUGGCGAGUUCAGCGACAGAUAAUGUUUUGGACCGAGAAAUGACGCCGCGGUUUCUUCCCGAUCUAAUAGACGUGGAACAAGAGCUGUUUGAGCUUCCUCGAAAGGAGCGAGUAAUGUACAACAAAGAAGUUCAAGUCGAGACAGAGUUUCCUGAACAUGCAGAAUAUGCAGAAGAAGAUACACGACACCGUGUUUUGACUGAAGCAGAACUGGAAGCACUUCAAGCUGCUCAAGAUCGAGAAUUGGAGGCGGAAAGCGUUCAACUUGACAAGGAGAUUGAAGAGGAGAUCAGAGAAAUACCUCCCGAAGAAUUGGCAGGAAUAUUAUCCGCACCCGAAUUAUAUGAAUUUGUGGAAUCGACGACAAAGAUAUUCUACAAAGCCCUGAAUUCGUAUGACUAUACCCGCGACUAUCGUGUAGGGACAGAGACCGGAGGGGAAGAUUCGGAGGGUCGAAUCAAGCGGAUAUGUGCCUUCUUCGACGAACGGUACGGUAAGAAUAGGUCUAUCACAGAUUUAGACUGGUCGCCACAGUAUCCCGAACUUAGUGUCGCAUCUUAUAACAAAAAUCCGGCUGCUUUGAACGAACCGGAUGGUAUUGUCGCUGUCUGGAAUCUUCACCUUCUUGAACGGCCAGAAUUCGUGUUUCACUCUCAAUCUGACGUGCUCUCAGUGACAUUCUCUCCCUUCCAUUCAAACCUGGUUUUUGGUGGGACGUAUUCCGGACAAAUCUUGCUAUGGGAUAAUCGAGCAAAGCAUCUUCCUGUGUUGAAGACACCAUUGUCUGCUUCGGGCCAUACUCAUCCUGUAUACGCUAUGCAGAUGGUAGGGACACAGAACGCACACAAUCUCAUCACUUCCAGCACAGAUGGAACCGUUUGCAGCUGGUUAGUGGAUAUGCUGGCUCAGCCUCAGGAAACACUGGAGCUAAUCCAUGCCGGUCACAGCAAGACUGGUGAAGUUGCCAUCACGACCAUGGAUUUCCCAGACAAUGAAACGACGACGUUCUGGGUCGGAACAGAGGAAGGAAACGUAUACCAGGCCAACCGAUAUGAUCGUGCAGGAGCUAAAGCGGGACUGAAUCAAUACGACGUGUACAAGGGACAUGCGGGGCCUGUAAUGGGCCUCCACUUCCACCCCACCAGUGGCUCGGUGGAUUUCUCCGAUUUGUUCUUGACGAGUUCAGUUGACUGGACGGUAAAAUUGUGGAGAGCAAAAUCUCUGGCUAAGCCAUCUUCAACCACGAUGCCACAAGCUAUUUCUCCACUUUACUCGUUUGAUGAAGCAGAUGAUCCGGUAUACGAUGUAAAGUGGCAUCCUCAACAUCCGGCAGUUUUUGGGAGUGUGGAUGGGACAGGGAAGUUUGACAUUUGGAAUUUGAAUGCUGACACGGAGGUACCCAUGGUGUCGACGGGUGUUGGUACUGGACGAGCGUUGAACAAGCUAGAAUGGGAUCGUAAGGAGGGCCGUCGAGCGGCUCUUGGUGGCAGCGAUGGUAGACUUUAUGUUUAUGAUAUAGGGGAUCUCGCAACACCGAAAGAGUCAGAGUGGAUCGAGUUGCAGAAAACGAUCUCGGGGAUCGUGGGUGGAGGACAAGUGAAUGGGUUAGUGGACGGAGAAGCUCCGAAGAUUACUACGGGCCGGUAG
This is a messenger RNA of Marasmius oreades (fairy-ring Marasmius), 2033 nucleotides long. RefSeq lists its product as uncharacterized. The record is from RefSeq and is a predicted model, not a curated record. The coding region runs from base 57 to 2033 and encodes 658 amino acids. The transcript has 9 exons. Gene Ontology annotation, biological process: transport along microtubule. Gene Ontology annotation, cellular component: cytoplasmic dynein complex. Lineage: Eukaryota; Fungi; Basidiomycota; Agaricomycetes; Agaricales; Marasmiaceae. Gene Ontology annotation, molecular function: dynein heavy chain binding; dynein light chain binding.